Molecule: messenger RNA, 833 nt
Organism: Sitodiplosis mosellana (orange wheat blossom midge)
Lineage: Eukaryota; Metazoa; Arthropoda; Insecta; Diptera; Cecidomyiidae
Product: phosphatidylethanolamine-binding protein homolog F40A3.3-like
Exons: 3
Coding region: 131-652 (173 amino acids)
Source: RefSeq, a predicted model, not a curated record
UAAAUUGAGAUUUAGUGUGGAAGAACCGUCAGCUGGGACAGUUCACGUUUUUUCAUUCAGUGAAUAGCUAAUAUAAUAAACGUUGAUUAUUCAAUAUCGAUACAAUAAUUUGAUCGAAAAAAUUCGGUGGAUGCAGAAAUACCAGAAAAAUCCAAGAAUUAAAUUGUUCAGUGUCUCGUAUCCAGGUGAUAUCGCCGUUAACUUAGGCAACGAAUUGAAACCAAUGCAAACUAAAGAUAAACCAGAAGUUAAAUGGGAAGCUGAAAAGGGGGCCUUUUACACGCUGAUUAAAAUUGACCUUGAUGCACCAAAUCGAAAAAAGCCAAUAUGGUCUGAAAUUCGUCAUUGGCUUGUGAUGAAUAUUCCUGAAGUUGAGGUAGAAAAAGGAGACGAGAUAGUUGAAUAUAUUGGAGCUGGUCCACCGCCUGAUGGUGGUUUACAUCGCUACGUCUUUUUGGUGUUCAAACAGCCAAAUGGGAGAAUUGAACACAACGAACCGCGUUCGACAAAGCAGCAAUGGAUUAAUAGGGCAAAUACAUCUGUAAUUGAAUUCAUGCGAAAAUACAAAUUGGGUGAUCCCGAAUAUGGAAACUUCUAUCAAGGGCAAUGGGAUGAAUACAGUGAUAUUCUUAAGGCACAAUUGAUGGGAUGAAUAUUUCCUUCCUUGAUCGAAAGAUAUUGACUUCAACAACUGAUCUGAAGUUAAAACAUCAAUGAAAAUUAAAUGAUUUGCACGAAUAUCAAAUAAUUUCCAUAAAAAUCAGCAGGUAUCUCAUGAAUAGGGUUUUUAAUGCACAUCUUUAGCAUGUUAAAAUCUUUGGCACUGGUUUUAU